AUGCAUACAAGACUAUCUCCUGUUCUAAUUACCAAGCGCUGCAUCGCUUCCGGACAGCAUUACCAUACAUCUCGGUUUGCCAAAUCCACAAAGAAAGCCAAUAGCCAUGAACCAACAACUCACAAGGUCACCAGGAAGCCAUGGGAGGAGGUGCCAUUUCUCACCGACCUCAAAGAAAUCGAAGACGCAGAGGAAGCUCUUUCUCUCUUCCACCAUUACCAGCAGAUGGGUUUCCGACACGACUACCCAUCUUACUCUUCUCUCAUCUACAAGCUUGCCAGGUCCCGUAACUUCGACGCUGUCGACCAAGUUCUCCGCCUUGUCCGCUAUCGAAACGUCCGGUGUAGAGAAUCCCUCUUCAUGGCGUUGAUUCAGCAUUACGGGAAAGCCGGUUUAGUGGAUAAAGCCGUCGACGUUUUCCAUAAAACGACCUCCUUUGAUUGUGUUCGUACGAUUCAGUCUCUGAACACUCUCAUCAACGUUCUCGUCGAUAAUAGCGAGCUGGGAAAGGCUAAAAGCCUUUUCGACGGAGCGAAGGCUAUGGGUUUGCGUCCGAAUUCAGUCUCCUUCAAUGUAUUGAUCAAAGGGUUUCUUGAGAAGUGCGAUUGGGAAGCUGCCUGCAAGGUGUUCGAUGAAAUGCUUGAGAUGGAAGUGCAACCGAGCGUCGUGACUUACAAUAGCCUGAUUGGAUUCUUAUGCCGGAAUGACGACCUGGAAAAGGCGAAAAGCUUGCUUGAAGAUAUGAUUCAGAAAAGAAUACGUCCGAAUCCUGUGACAUUUGGGUUAUUAAUGAAAGGUUUAUGUUGUAAGGGAGAGUACAAUGAAGCGAAGAAGUUGAUGUUCGAUAUGGAGUAUCGUGGAUGUAAACCAGGCCUAGUUAACUAUGGGGUAUUGAUGAGUGAUCUUGGAAAGCGAGGGAAAAUCGAUGAGGCAAAGCAUCUACUCGGCGAGAUGAAGAAAAGGCGGAUAAAACCAGAUGUUGUGAUCUAUAACAUUCUGGUAAAUCAUCUUUGCACUGAGGGUAGAGCCCCCGAUGCUUAUAGAACGCUGACGGAAAUGCAGAUGAAAGGUUGUAAGCCAAAUGCAGCUACAUACCGUAUGAUGGUUGACGGGUUUUGUCGUAUUGGGGAUUUUGAUUCAGGGUUGAAUGUUUUGAACGCAAUGCUUGCGAGCAGACACUCUCCCACACCUGCAACGUUUGUAUGUAUGGUUGCUGGUCUGAUAAAAGGUGAUAACUUGGACCAUGCUUGCUUUGUGUUAGAGGUGAUGAGAAAGAAAAAUAUAAAUUUUGGAUCUGGUGCUUGGCAAAAUCUACUUUGUGAUCUCUGCAUCAAGGAUGGAGGAGCUUGUUGUGAGGCUUUGUCAGAAGUGAUUUCUGCCUAA
Thlaspi arvense is the source of this 1383-nucleotide messenger RNA. The record is from the annotation of a GenBank genome assembly. NCBI's taxonomy places the organism in Eukaryota, Viridiplantae, Streptophyta, Magnoliopsida, Brassicales, Brassicaceae.